AGCGGAGCGGCUCGGCCCGGCCCGCCCCCUUCGGGCAGCGCUGCCCAGGGCGCGGCCCCCCGGCGGCCCCACCGCCAACGGCGCUCCGGGGGGACCGGACGCCUCAGCGGGGAGCGCUCACAGAAACCAGUAUGGCUCCUGUAAAGAAAAACCAUCAGUGAUGAUGCUGCAGGAUAAGUCUCACAAGAGGGUCCUUGAUACCACCUCCUGUCGCUGAUGGGUGAUGACAACAGCUCGGUCACAGGAGCUACCAAGAGCUGUCAGAAUGAAUUACAGCUCACCGUCUGUGCAUGACUUGUAUGACAGCACCACCGCCACGGCCAAGACAGACCCAGGGACAACUCUGGAUGUGACUGUACCAGAAACAGCUACCAUAAGCCCUGAGACUACCAGUUUCAACAGCACCAAAAUCCCUGAUGUGGCCAGCACUGGACCCGGCCUGAGCACAAUGCUGCUGUCCUUUGGGAUCAUUACUGUGAUCGGGUUGGCUGUAGCUAUGGUUCUGUAUAUCAGGAAGAGAAAGAGGUUGGAGAAGCUACGGCACCAGCUCAUGCCCAUGUACAACUUUGAUCCCACUGAGGAACAGGAUGAGCUGGAGCAGGAGCUGCUGGAACAUGGGCGAGAUGCAGCAUCUUCCCAAGCAUCACAGACCAAGACGUUGCCAAUGCCAUCAAUGCAUGAACAAUGCCUGCCUCUGCUCUGGGAUCAUGCUGAGACUGGGGAGGAUGAAGCCAACAAACCAAUGACUACCUGCAAGCAUGGCUGAUCCGCUGAGCCCAGCUGGUCACCCCCUUGGUUUGUGUUACAAAUGGGUACAAGCACUGGGAGCUGUUGCCACUCUGGGAAGAAAUCCAUUGUGGUGGCAGUGGUGAAUUUUUGGUGUGUCCAUUACCACUGAAAGGUCCUGAGCUCCUGUUUCAGGGCUGGUGCUGACUAAUACCAUCCAGCAAGCUAUAUGGUUAGGAACAGUUGCAGAUUAACUUGUUGGAGCACAUGUGAAUGCUCUCUGGACCAGGGAAGAAGAGGUGCAUGUUUCAGAGAGCUUCCCCCUUGGGCUUUGUGUCACCAGACUCCAAGGAAAGCAAUGAACAGGCCUCUGUGCAGUGACUGCAGCUUUGGCAGAUCUUGGAGGGGUGCCUGGUGGCAAAGCCCCUUUGAGCAAGGAGAGCUGACUCUCCAGGUGGAGUGGUAAUUCUGGGCAUGCCAGGCAAAACACGUGUACCAAGGUCUUACACCCCUUGUGGCUCAUGGGCUGCUGUACCCAGGGUGAUGUCAAAGUAUGGGGAAUUCAUUAGCUUUUAAAAGUGAAAUGGUUGGCUGAUUACAUCUUAACUGAGGAAGUGGCUCAAUACCCAAAAUUAGGGCUGCUGUAGGGAUAGAAGUAAUUCACACAGCAAGAGGCAGGAGGUGUCAACGUCUGGCUAUGCAACUCUCUGCUGCUGAGCUAGAAAUAAUGGUACUUGGGCCACAAAGAGGAGUGGGAUUCUGCUAUCAUGUAUCCCCCUCCUUUCUUGGCUCAGGGAAUGGUAGAGCAUUAUCCAGAAGAUUAAGCUUAGAAGCAUUUUCUCUUCAGAAAAAAAAAACAAACCAUGAGCUGACUGAACUGCUGGUUCCUACUUCCUUACCAGCAUGGACCUGCAGUCAGAGCCUUCUCUUCUUUGUGCUGCAGACAACAUGGAGCUUUGCAUUAGCCUCUUCUCACACUACUUGCUAGUGCAGAAGCUGGGACUAGACAGGUAAGCCAGGAGCUUCCCUGGGACACCAAAGCAUCUCUGCUUGUGCAUCCUUAGGGCUGCAGAAGGGAGAGUGCACAAAGGGAUCUCUGGCCAACUUGGCAUACUGCAGUGCAAGAUGAAGGCUGUCCACUGCUGAGCCCAGUGGUGGCCACCAGCCUGGAGCAUUGUCGGUAAGCACAGUGGCCAGAGGCCAGCAGCAGUGCCCAGCCCUGUGCUGAUCACCUGCCGUUUCCUCUGUACAUGCACCUGUCAGAUCCUGUUCCAUCCACAGCACCAGCCAAAAGGGAAAUGAGGACAGCCACAACCUGAGUGCAGGUCCAAAUGCUGGCUUUCUUCAGGGAGAGGUUUCACUGAGUGGCAAUUCAGGUAUCAUGCUGUGUCACAAGUCUGGACCAGCCACUUAGUUUUUGUUCUCCCAAAGAUGUUUUUUUCCUUUCCUGAUAUUCUUUUGUUUGUUUUGGGUUUUUCCUCCCUCUCCUCCAUAUUUAUUAAAUGCAGACUCUGUCUUGGGUAUGUGCCACUGACUCCUGCAGGGCACAAUUUCUUACUGGCCCACUCUCCUUCACUGACACAGCUUCCCUCAUGGAAGUUUUGCAGGGCCAAGUUACUUUUUCAGUAUCCUUCUUUCUUUUUAAAAUCAGGGAGUCCUGGGAGUGUAAUAAGGCUAGGGGUGUCACCACCUGUGAAAGUGGUCCCUCCUCCAUACCUAGAGUUGGUAGGAGGCACUCCCAGGCUGCUGGUUGGCUGCUGCUGGUGUUUGCACUCCAGGGAUAGAAUCCUAGAGCUGUUCCAGUUGGAAAAAGAGUUGGAAGGUGUUUGGGUACAAACACCCAGUGUAAUCUGGCUUAGGUCAUUAGAAUUUGGACAUUCUCAGUGGGUUCUCAAGAGGUUAUGCCUGUGUGACCAGCUGAAGAGCAAAUUCAUCACCUCCCACGCACACAUGCACACUUACCCUUUCCAAGUGCUCCCUGAUGGCAGCCAGCCCCAAAGACUUUCAAUUUCACAGAAUUGCUAUGGUUGGUGAUAACUAAGUCCAACCAGGUUUCACUCUUCAGCAGCUGGCACAUUGCUGUCUGCCACACUCCACACUUUGCAGCAGGGCAGGGAUGCAAGUGGUAAGAGGGGUGCGUGGCUGCCCUAAAUCACAAAAAGUUCCCUCUAGAACCCCUAGGGUUAGAACUUUAUUUGUUGUUCUAAACUCAAUAAAAAGGCAAGUGGAAGCCGAGCUGUUUCCUCAAACAGAGAGCCUGCUUUGUGCUCUUUGCCCACCUCCAUGUGCUGCACAGGCAGCUGCCAAGCAGUACAUCUGCCAGCUCAGGUGCAAAAACAUGCACCUUGUUCCACCUUAAUGCUGACAUGUGUCUCAUGUAACAAACACCUACAGAAGAAUCCUCUUAAACCAUUCUUCGUGGUAGGCUUUGUCCUGUGAUAACUGCCCUUAGGUUACAGAAGUACAGCUGCUAAGAUGGAGAGAACAUUACGGGUACGUGCUGGGCUUGUACUGGAGCGUUCUGUUAGCUCGAUAGCACCUCCUCUCAUGGCUCUCAGAAGCGUGUGUACAAUUUAGCAGAAGCAUUAUGAUGUAAUUUAAUUCAAGUAUUUCUGUGUUUUAAGCAUUGAAAUAUAAUUAAACUAUUUACAUGAAA
Molecule: messenger RNA, 3382 nt
Organism: Pogoniulus pusillus (Red-fronted tinkerbird)
Lineage: Eukaryota; Metazoa; Chordata; Aves; Piciformes; Lybiidae
Gene: C16H3orf18
Product: chromosome 16 C3orf18 homolog
Exons: 5
Coding region: 224-766 (180 amino acids)
Source: RefSeq, a predicted model, not a curated record